Messenger RNA from Tilletiaria anomala UBC 951, 358 nucleotides. RefSeq lists its product as uncharacterized. The transcript has a single exon. Bases 58 to 303 code for a protein of 81 amino acids. The record is from RefSeq and is a predicted model, not a curated record. NCBI's taxonomy places the organism in Eukaryota, Fungi, Basidiomycota, Exobasidiomycetes, Georgefischeriales, Tilletiariaceae.
CCUACCUUGAACACAACCCCACAAAGCUCCAAUGGCUUCCAUGAUUGCGAAGGUCGCAUGCGUAAUGCGUGCCCACAGCACCUCCAACUUCCAUUUUCUGUGCUCAUAGCUCGGCCGUCGGGCGUUCAGCUACUACGGCUUGUCAUGGCGCCAAAUACGGCCGAUACCCUGCCAUACCACCCCUACCAACUCACGCUAUACUUUGCUAUGCUUGGUUACGCCUUUAUGCUCUUCCCUCUUAACUACAUGCACUCUACUGCUUCUGCCUUAUCACCGUAUGCUGAUUUGGUUGUCCUAACUUAACACAUAUCACAUCGUGAUGGAGUGGGUAAGUCCGUGCACUACGCAUCAUAAGGUU